CGAACGGUCUUCGGGGACGGUACUGCAAAUUUAAAACGUGCUGAAUUUUUUGAAAGUGCGACGGCACAGCAUAGCUGGAAGUAUACAUACACACAUACUAUUCUCGAGCCUUCGCGUCGUGUAACGUGUAUGUUGGAACAUAAGAAGUGAAAGAAAUUAUGAGUUGAAGUUGAAUUAUAAUAAGGAGGAGGAGUACUGUUCCAAGCGUGACGGCGAAGACGUCGACAAACGGCGACAACCGGGUGCGUGUGUUCGGUGUGUGAUGAGAAGAAGUCGUGCCCAAGCGAAACGCAGGAGAGUGUCGAGAAAAUAUGAUAAAGUGAAGCUGUUCCAAACCAAAAAUAUUGAAUUGAAAAGGUUUUAGCUUGUAUCAGAUAGCAUGAAAUAAGUGUAUGUAAGAUAUAUCUAUAAAAAAAAAGGCGUCAGUGAUAUUGGCAAAAAGUUCCUAACAAAAAGUCUCAAACGAAAACCAACAAUAGUCAUCAUGUCCUCCAAGAGCAGUUACUGCCCGUGGGCACUCGAAACUGUGUCCUGCCUUUUGCUAGUACUGCUGCUGAGUACUUCUGCGGCUAGUGAAGUCCAUCGGUUGCGGCAACUAAAUACGUCGGAGAGCAGUCUAAAUACGGCCGAAAUAUCAAGUGCUAGUAAAGUAUCGUCAGUCUCAGAUGAUUCCAGUCCGCCCCAUCGGUUCCACGCAAUUUUCCGAGGCGGGUCCCAGUCAGCGGUGGCGGAAUCAGCUUCCGAUGCUGUCAGGAAAAUGCUAAGAUCGGCACCGGUGACGGCCAACGCUACGGCUAGCACUAAUAAUGGGAAAGCUCGUGCGACGACGAAACUCUGCCGCGAAGGUUGCCUUGAAAAGCGUUCCAUCAAGGAUAUUCUUUGUACCCAGCAGCGAGAAUGCGCCAUGUGCUGGGACGUGUGCAACCGUAACCACCAGAUUCGUAAGGAGAACGAGCUAGCUCAGCGAUUGCUACUGAGCCUGAGCCGAAUGGUCCGGAACGAGUCUGUCGUGACGGCAGACAUUGAGUGGACUACACCGGAGGAACUGCUGGAACGCCAACCGCACUCGGUUGUACCAUCGCCGCUAGCAGCAAGCGAGAAUGUUGAGCGUUUAUCGAGAAUUGCACGGGACGGUGCCAACCCUGGGUCGUCCGUAUCCAAAAUUAUUCAAGCACUAAGCCAAGCUGUAACUCCAGAGGUUCAGCCCGUUACCAGCAGCGAGCAAACCUUUCACCAGUGUCUCGUUUCCUGGGAGAUCUCCGGGGGAGGCCUCACCGGUAAUCUGCUAACCGAAACUGCCAAAGUCGAGCUUUCAUUGUGGCCAAACACUAAGUACCACGUACAUGUAACGUGCCGAAAUAAGGAAACCGAUCAGCUCAUUCGAUCACCUCCGCUGUUGAUCGACACCAGCGAGGCCCAGAUCAUCAGCCUUCAGGGAACGACCACGAGCACAUCAACCACUACCACAACAACGCUGCGACCACUGUCAAUCAACUCGGUCAUCGAAGAGAUAGACGUAGUUCAAGCGACGUCCUUUUCCGACGAUGGCGACGAUAGCGAUGAUCAACAGAAUCGCCACCGCCCACAUCUUUGGCCCCUGUAUAGCAGUUCCGUCGGGUUGCCGGAAAAUUCCAAGGAAAUUCUCAUUCUUGGCGUUUUUGUGGGGAUACUAGCCUUUGUUUUGAUCAUUCUAACCGUCGUCAUUCUGGUUCGACGGAAGCAGGACCAAAUCGAAGACCGGGAGCUGUUGAUCGAAAGCGAAGUUCUGCCGAAGAUUCUGCACGUUUGAUAGGAUACCGGCGACGAUCGCAGUGGCAAAUUUUUUCUGUAAAUAGCUGUUUUUUUUCGCGCUUCAGCCCUACUUAAAGAUUUAAUUUUAUCUCUAGAUAAAAAUGUGAGAGAAAAAAAUAACAGUAGCUUCUUCUUCUCAUCCCAACCCGUUUCUAAUUCUAUUUGUAAAUUAUUGCGUUCUAGUUUUUAAUUAGGCUUUUCACUUUGUUAGUUAUCGUGCUGUAUUGGCAAAAUAAUGGCAUAUGAAUCAGUAUAAAGUAGCAGCCGUGGUAUAAAAUUAAACGAAAAAGAAAAAUACUAGUCCUUUGUGUGUGUGCGUGAUUGCGAGAACCGUAGGCGGAUGUGAUUUGUGAGUGAUGCGACAGAUGGUUAGAUAUGAAUACUCAGAGAGCAUAGGAAAGAAAUAUAGAGGGAUGGUUACAAUUAGAAGUGAUUGCGUUGAGCUACCGUUGAGAAGCGAUCGGAGGAAAAGAUAAGAGAAAAACGUUUUAUCAAGGUUACUAGCGAAAUGUUUGCUCGACUGCAGUCUUUGGAUAUUAGUGAUUGUACAAUGUAGAGACAGGUAAAAGGGAGAUGGAAUAACAGUAAACAACAAAUCGAAAACCAAUCAUUAUCGUGUACAUUGUGUAAAAAGACUGAAAAUAAUGUAAAAUAAAAUACUUCAGAGUAAUGAAUCUUGA
Messenger RNA from Sabethes cyaneus, 2471 nucleotides. RefSeq lists its product as uncharacterized. The transcript has 4 exons. The record is from RefSeq and is a predicted model, not a curated record. The coding region runs from base 485 to 1789 and encodes 434 amino acids. NCBI's taxonomy places the organism in Eukaryota, Metazoa, Arthropoda, Insecta, Diptera, Culicidae.